UUAUUUAUAUCCGCGGUCACCUUGUUUUCUUAAAAUUUGUUAAAAUCUGAAAUAAAUCCCGUUUUUCUGUUUUUCUGUUUUUUUCGAGGACAACGAGGCUCUAUAAGGUUCCUCUGGCAGCAUGGAAGACCAGGCAUGCCCGCGGUGCAAGACCACCAAGUACCGGAAUCCCUCGCUCAAGCUGAUGGUCAACGUUUGUGGCCACACGCUCUGCGAGUCGUGCGUGGACCUGCUCUUUCUCAAGGGAUCCGGGGCAUGUCCGGAGUGCAUGGUACCACUGCGCCGCAACAACUUCCGGGUGCAGCUCUUUGAGGAUCCCAUGGUGGAGAAGGAGGUGGACAUCAGACGACGCAUCUUGCGCGACUACAACAAGCGCGAAGAGGACUUUGGCACGCUGGAGGAGUACAACGACUACCUGGAGGAGAUCGAGGACAUUGUGUACAACCUGUGCAACAACAUCGAGAUCAUUGAGACGAACAAACGUAUCGAGGCGUACAAGCGAGACAACCGUGAGGUGAUUCAGCGCAACAAGACCCGAGUGGGCCGCGAUGAGUCUGUCCUAGAGGAGAUGCUCGAGCUGGAGCGCGUUCAGGAAGAGUCCCGGAAGAAGGAGCUCGAUGAGCUGGAGACCGAGCACAAAAAGAAAAAGGCCCGUGAUAAGCAGGCCCUCAUCGAGGAGCUCAUGUACAGCGGCAAGGAUGCUGCCCAGAUUGUGACUGAAUUUGCCGAAAAGGCAGAGAAGCAGCGCGAGGAGGAGAAGCAGCUGCCGCCGCCGAAGCUGUCGAACGAGUUCUCCACGGGCAUCAAGUUUGGCCAGACGGCAGAUCCAAGCCUGAUUCCCGUUCCCAAGUCGGAAGAGGGUCCGCUCUUUGUCUACGAGCCGUUGAUCGCCAUCACAGAUGGUCCCACUCCACCGCCAACUAACGAGAUCGAGUCAUUGGGCUACAUCUCCCACAUACGGGCCGAGACACAGCAGGAGAAUGCCGGCGGAUUCACCGCAACCAUGGCCUGUGAGCGUGCCCUCCAGGAAGCGCUGCAGGGUCUCUUUUACACCCCCACAGCUGGCGUGGCAGUGGGCAUAUGAGGAGCCCAGCCUGACUGCCAACUGCUUCGGAAGCACGAUAGGAUGACAGAAACAUAGCACAGCACGCUUAUUUGUUGAACAAAUGUGUCCUAUAUAAUCCAUUCAUCUAACCGUAAUAUACUUAAUAUACUAUAAUGA
Molecule: messenger RNA, 1222 nt
Organism: Drosophila pseudoobscura
Lineage: Eukaryota; Metazoa; Arthropoda; Insecta; Diptera; Drosophilidae
Gene: Mat1
Product: CDK-activating kinase assembly factor
Exons: 1
Coding region: 122-1084 (320 amino acids)
Biological process (GO): nucleotide-excision repair; positive regulation of cyclin-dependent protein serine/threonine kinase activity; regulation of transcription by RNA polymerase II
Cellular component (GO): transcription factor TFIIH holo complex
Molecular function (GO): cyclin-dependent protein serine/threonine kinase activator activity
Source: RefSeq, a predicted model, not a curated record